Molecule: messenger RNA, 1451 nt
Organism: Gossypium raimondii (Peruvian cotton)
Lineage: Eukaryota; Viridiplantae; Streptophyta; Magnoliopsida; Malvales; Malvaceae
Exons: 8
Coding region: 169-1260 (363 amino acids)
Molecular function (GO): heme binding
Source: RefSeq, a predicted model, not a curated record
AUGAUAAAUUUGACGGAACAACUUUCUUUAUAAUUUUGUUACAAUAAAAGGUGAAGUGCGAAUUUGAUUCGUAAGUCGGCUAAUGAAUGUGGACCGAAGCGAGCUUGUAAACCAAGCAACAACAACUCAGACACUUGCUCCCUUAACGAAAUUUCCUGCUCAACGACCAUGCUUCGACUCAGCCUGCUAACCUUGUUGGUACUAUUGGGAUCCGGGCUAACCCGACGAGUCACCUCGCACGAGGAAUCUGGAGAGUGGAGUUGCGAGUCAAACUCGGAGAUCCAAGUCCUGGCGGACUUCGCCCCUGGAGUCAUCACCCUCGAUGGUCACGCCGAUGACUGGAAAGACAUUGAUGGGUUCGACUUCUCUCUCCUCCCUGCUCUUGACCCACACGAGGAUCAUGAGUACAAAGAUGGGAAAAUGACGGUCAAGGCUGUACACGAUGGAAAUGAUGUCUUCUUCUUGUUGCAAGUCGAUGGGGACUAUGCAUACACCAAAGGGGAUAACGUGAAAUGUCCAUCUGUAGCUCUCAUGUUUCAAAUCGGUGACGAUGCUACGUAUCAUGAUAUGGGUGGCUGUAAAGAACCAAGGGACUCUUGUACUAACAAGACUUGCAAAGGUCAUGAAGUUGACAUUAUGCACUUUUCUAUUGGAAAUGCUAUACCUGGAAGGCUUUACGGUGGCAACCCCAUAGAUAACAGAGAUGGAAAUGGAGGUGACAGGUUUGGUCAUUUGGUUGAUGUGUAUGCUUGGAACCCGCACUGUAGAUACCUUGAUGGAAUGGGACCUUCUGGAAAUGAUUCUAGUGCACAAAAUGACUGGAAAGGGGCAUGGUGGCACAGUAGCUUCACAGUUCAUUCAGGUUUUGUGGAGGAUGACAGCCCUUUUUCCACGGGAGGUCAGAAGGGAACUUAUUAUUUCGAAUUUUCUAGGCCUUUAAGAACCAUGGAUCGUCUUCAACAGGAUGUUCAGUUCACAAUAGGUGGAUCAAGCAAGAUGUCGGUUGCACUCUGGUAUCCGGUUGACGGGAAUCCAUGGAGUGGAUCUGGACACUAUACUAUUAACUGCGAUUGGGUGUCGUUUGAUAUUGCUUCAGGUGGUUCUAAGCUAACCAAGUCUGUGAAAUCAAGCAGCUCCUGGGAUGCUGCCUCUGCCUUUUCUCUUUUAUUCUCAGUAGCAGCUCUUUGUGUGGCUAUAUUUGUGGCGUAUCAGGUUUCAAGACCAAAGAAUAUCCCAUUCACACCAAUGGAAAAUCUUUAGAUUACAGAUGUUCAAGUCUGCCAUUGUACAAUUAAUCGAGUUCGAGUUUAAGCUUGAGCUUCUCAUACAUGUUAGAGAUUGUACUAUUAUUGCCUGUGUUUGUACUGCCUUAGCUUGAGUUUGUACUUUGAAUGAAUCCCUUCCCACUUUAUUACUAUUCUUUUAAUUAAAAAAUUUUUAGUUUUAGUUUA